AUGGCCUUUCUCUUCCGCCUCCUCGGCGACCUCAUCUCGACGCGUGACGAGUCGAAGGCGCCGUCGAUCGCCAAGCGCCAAGGCCCGAAGAAGACGCAUCAGUACACGCCGCCCGUGCCGCGGCCUCAUAUCGAAUCGGCCUCGUAUGCGACCGACUACUUUGACGCGAUCGUCGAGCUCAGCGGCCACGACGCGGCGUUCGACCGCAGCUCGUCGAUCAGCGACGUCAUGGACUACAACGACCCACUGACGCCAAGUCCGAUGCCCAGUGCGCUCUUCAGCAAGCAGUACUACAUCCCGAGCGACAAUACGACGGACGACGACGUCAUUGCAAGCAACCACAAGUGGAACUCGCUCUCGAAACCCGAUGCGUUCCUCGACCAGAUCCUCAUUGCAAGCACACAAGCGGUCAACUACAGCGUGAGCUCGCAGACCAAGAGCGAGAUUGCGCGCGAGAUCCUUCAGCAAAUCGUCGCGCCAUCGAGUGGAGACGACGCGCCACGGUCGCUUCCGCGCCUCCACUCGGUGAGCCCGCAAGUGAGCGCGGAGGCUGAGACGCUCAAGAAGGCGACGGUAAAAUCGCGCCGACGCAGCUCCAAGUGGCUCUUCGAGUACCAAGAGACGUCGCAGAUGGACCUCAACAGCUUCCAGCACCAAGUCGACGAAAGGCUCUCGAGCUCGAUGGAAAUAGACGAAGCGCCGCUUCUGUUCGAGCCGCCGCCGCGGUCGUCGCAGAAAUCGCUUUCCACGCGCAACCACGCGCUCACGAUUGCAAAGGAAAUGAGCUCGCGCAACAACUCGUCCAAGCUCCUGCAAUCAACGUCUGAUGGCAAGACAACGCUGAUGCCAGCGUCGACGCAGCGCAGCCUUUUCCAGCGUCAGACCAGCCCGCCUGUGGAGCCAACGGCGCUGCCGAUGCGCUAUACGCGCUCGGUGCCUCAGCAGACGGACGCCGCGCCACCCGUGUCCCGCCUGCGCUCCAAGCGCGACGUCACGAAAGCGCCGAUCGUGUCGAUGCGGUCCGCGGCCGUAGAGACCAACGCCCCACCUCCGCCGGCAGGUUGGCGACAUGGCCCCGCGUCGGCAGUCGUCUCAGGAGGCGACAACGAGACGUGUGACACCGCGCCGUCAGCACUCGACCGCCGAGGCGAUGCCCAUGACACCGCGCCGUCACCUUUCUCGCGAGCCGACGACGCCCCGUCGCCAAGCCUCGCUGGAGGCCCAGACUCUGACAACACCGCGCCGGCAGCAAUUUUCCAUUGA
Molecule: messenger RNA, 1263 nt
Organism: Saprolegnia parasitica CBS 223.65
Lineage: Eukaryota; Oomycota; Saprolegniomycetes; Saprolegniales; Saprolegniaceae
Exons: 2
Coding region: 1-1263 (420 amino acids)
Source: RefSeq, a predicted model, not a curated record